Mya arenaria is the source of this 1205-nucleotide messenger RNA. RefSeq lists its product as uncharacterized. Gene Ontology annotation, cellular component: external side of plasma membrane. The record is from RefSeq and is a predicted model, not a curated record. The transcript has 9 exons. Bases 27 to 1145 code for a protein of 372 amino acids. Gene Ontology annotation, biological process: biological process involved in interspecies interaction between organisms. Lineage: Eukaryota; Metazoa; Mollusca; Bivalvia; Myida; Myidae. Gene Ontology annotation, molecular function: carbohydrate binding.
AGUUGCUACAUGUUUUCAGUUUAAAUAUGGCUUUAAACAAAUGGAGGUGUCUGGCAGUGUUUCUCAUCCUCGUCACCAAAUGUGGAGCCGACUAUUCCUGUUUGUGUAACUACAAUAUCGAGCUACCCGUUCAUAGUUCAGCGACAGCUCAAGAUGCUGCUAUUGGCUAUAUGUACGAAUUUGACUGCAAACCCGUGGUUAGCGCCGCCCCUGCUGUCCCUGCAGGCUGGAAGACAAUCGCAUUCGAACAUCAGCUGGGCUACGUAGAAAUGGGUGGACAGGUUGAAGAGCAGGUUUGCCCUGGAGUUAAACCGGAUACAGACAGACUGAUAACAACACAACCACCAACAACACCGAAACCAACAACUAGUUCAACAACACCAAUAGCAACAACAAGGACAACAACUUCAAUUUCGACAACGACUUCUACAAGAAAACCGACUACGACACCGACUACCACUACCACUCCCACAACACCUACUACAACAAUCGCAACCUCGACAACUCCUCAAGAAACGGUAACAACAGCAGCAGCAACAACAGCAAGGGUGACAGCUACUACUUUUAUGCCAAUAUUCAGCAACAACACGCCGUUGCGUCUAGUAACAACGACCUCCGCACCACCAAGCGUUACUUACGGCAAUACUAAUCUUUGCCCCGCUAUACUCCACCAAUACACCCGGGAAGACCAAGGCGCACUGCAACAAUACGGGGGGUAUUGCUAUGAGAUUGUCCCUAUCCGAGCUAUAUGGGCAAAAGCUGAGAACGAUUGUCGGGCAAAAGGCGGUCAUCUAGUACACAUUGAUAGUACUGGGCUCCAGACAUUUGUUUAUCAGUGGAUCAAGUCACUGCAGUUUGACCACGCUUGCUGGACAGGCUUACACGACCUCCAUGCCGAGGAACACUUCGAGUGGAUUUCAGGAGAUCACGUGAUAUACCAGAACUUCUUCAGCGAUCGCUAUGGUAACCUUGCCAGCCAUUGGAACGAAAACUGCGUAUUGUUGGUCCCAUAUGCUCCAUACUAUGGAAAAUGGGAUGACGUCAUAUGCGGACAACCGGGCCUGCUUGGGGAUACGGGACAACAAAACCCUUUCAUCUGCGAAUACAAAAUACAGGCACAGCACGCCAGUCCGCUUAUCGGUUAAAAGUAUGAAAUGAAACUGUUGAUAUUGAAAAGAUAAUCAAAUAAAAUGUAACAGAUCCAA